Molecule: messenger RNA, 432 nt
Organism: Dentiscutata erythropus
Lineage: Eukaryota; Fungi; Glomeromycota; Glomeromycetes; Diversisporales; Gigasporaceae
Source: the annotation of a GenBank genome assembly
AUGGAUACUCGGGAUACUCGUAGAAAACAUCGACCGAUGGAAAUUUCGUCGAAGAAACCUGUAGGGCGCUUUCGACAAAUAAUAGAGAUUCCGUCGCAUAUAAAGAAAAGACGAGAUCCACGUUUCGACGAUCUGUCGGGAAAAUUUAAUGAAGAUUUAUUUGAAAAGUCAUAUAGUUUUUUAAAUGAAUAUAAAAGAUCCGAGAUUGAAGAAGUUAAAAAGAGUAUAAGUAAAGAAAGAGAUCCAGAGGAAAAACAAAAAUUACAACAACUUUUAAAUAAAUUGAAAUUGGAACUUGUUGACAAAUUUAAAAAAUUACAAAAAUCUGAUUCAAAAGUGCUCGAUAGAGUUAUUGAAAAGCGAAGGAAAAAGAACGCUUCAAAAGAGCACAAAUAUGUCCCGUUUAAACGACGACGCAAAGUAGAUUUGUGA